Messenger RNA from Myzus persicae (green peach aphid), 2245 nucleotides. RefSeq names its product beta-galactosidase-like. The record is from RefSeq and is a predicted model, not a curated record. Gene Ontology annotation, biological process: carbohydrate metabolic process. Gene Ontology annotation, cellular component: vacuole. The coding region runs from base 1 to 1926 and encodes 641 amino acids. The transcript is spliced from 11 exons. Gene Ontology annotation, molecular function: beta-galactosidase activity. Lineage: Eukaryota; Metazoa; Arthropoda; Insecta; Hemiptera; Aphididae.
AUGCAUUGGAUUGGUGUGUGUUGUUUUUGGUCAUUAUUAGUUUUCGUUUCGUCCGAUACUCAUAAUUCGACAAACAAACGGACGUUUAUUGUAGACUAUGAAAAAAAUGAAUUCCUAAAAGAUGGAGAAGUGUUCCGAUACGUUUCAGGUGAUUUGCACUAUUUUCGGAUUCCUAAACCUUAUUGGAAAGACAGAAUUCAAAAAAUAAAAGCCGCAGGCUUAAAUGCUAUAACAACUUAUGUGGAAUGGAGCUUACACGAACCAUUCCCUGGCACAUACAAUUUCGAAGGGAUGGCUGACUUGGAGUAUUUUAUAAAAUUGAUCCAAGACGAAGGCAUGUACCUACUCUUGAGGCCUGGUCCAUAUAUAUGUGCUGAACGUGAUUUCGGUGGAUUUCCAUAUUGGUUAUUGAACGUUACGCCCAGGGGGAGCUUGAGGACCAAUGAUUCGAGUUAUAAAAAAUAUGUUUCACAAUGGUUUAAUGUGCUUAUGACGAAAAUGCAACCUCAUUUUUAUGGAAAUGGUGGAAAUAUCAUUAUGGUCCAGGUGGAGAAUGAGUAUGGGAGUUUCUACGCCUGUGAUUCAGGAUACAAACUGUGGUUACGGGAUUUAGUCAAAGGCUACGUAGAAGAUAAAGCUCUACUCUAUACAAUUGAUAUAUGCAACCAGAGAAAUUUCGACUGUGGUCCCAUUCCAGAAGUGUACGCGACCGUUGAUUUCGGAGUUUCGGCAAACGCUUCCAAAUGUUUUGACUUUAUGAAAAACUUUCAAAAAGGUGGACCACAUGUCAACUCCGAAUUUUAUCCGGGUUGGUUGGCUCAUUGGCAGGAACCACAUCCCAAAGUGAAGUCGGACGAUGUUGUGAAGCAAAUAAAAUCAAUGCUAUCAUUUAACGCUUCGUUUAGUUUUUAUAUGUUUCACGGAGGUACAAAUUUUGGAUUUACGUCUGGCGCCAACACUCUCAACGAUACCGAUGCGAACGUUGGGUAUAUAUCUCAGCUAACAUCAUACGACUAUGAUGCUCCGUUGACCGAAGCUGGUGACCUGACAGAAAAAUAUUUCAGAAUAAAACAGACGCUCGAGAAUGCCAAAUAUCCCGGUCUGGUACCAGAGUAUGUCGGCGAUAUAUCUCCAGUUCCAAUGCUUAAAGCAGCUUAUGGCACAUUCUACUUACAACCAUUGGUUAGUAUAUUUGAAAAAAUUACUCAGCAGAUCAAACCGGUGUUAAGCGUUAAACCUUUAACGUUUGAAGGGAUGGAUAUCAACACUGGAUUCGUUAUGUACGAAACAAUAUUAUUAAAUAAGUUCCACAACUCAGUGAAUCUAACAGUGAACUCCGUAAGAGAUCGAGCAAUCAUAUACAUGGAUCAAGUACAAGUGGGCACUAUGAAUCGAUUAAAAGGAAACACGACCAUACUUUUAAACUUAAAAAAACAUUCUGCUCAAAAACUGAGUAUUUUGAUUGAGAACCAAGGAAGGAUCAACUACGGAGAUUUCAUCGAAGACAGAAAGGGAAUUUUGGGUCACGUACUUCUUGACAAUGAAAAAGUGGGCCCGUGGAAGAUGAUUGCUCACCCUCUGAAUGAAACGUCUUGGCUUUCUUCAAUCAAACCAGUGGAAAAUGUCCAAGUACCGGCAUUUUAUAGAACAGAGUUCACUUUGCCAGAGAAGUACAAUACGAGUACCGUAGAUACUUAUCUGGAUACUUCAGGUUGGACUAAGGGAGUAGCAUUUUUAAAUGAUAUAAAUCUGGGUCGAUAUUGGCCGCUCGCUGGACCUCAGUUUACACUCUACGUACCAGCUACUUUUCUAAAGCCACCUCCCGCUGUCAAUACACUUGUCAUGUUUGAACUUGAAAGAGCGCCUCAAGACUUGUCCAUUAAGUUUGUAGACACGCCGAAUAUCAACGGCACCAUAAACACGUAGAUUAAAAGACAUAUUAUGUUGUAUAUGUUACUAAAUUAGGUAUUUAUUUCAAGUAUGAUGUCGAUAACCUUGUUUUUGCUGAUAAUAAGUUCUGUAUGAUCAUUAAUUUUCAUCAAGAAACUCAUUUUUAUAGGGUAGAUUGAUAAAUUAUUGAUACACAGUUAUAGAAGGUUAUAUUAUUAUAGUUGAAUAAAUUAAAACCUAUUUUAAUUAAGUAUUCGAGAUAUCCAGAUGUAUCAGUCAUUUAAUUUAUACAAAGGAUUUUAGUCGUAAUGUGUAAUGAAUAAAACGAUGAAUCGUGGAAACUAAAUCAGAAUUU